Molecule: messenger RNA, 831 nt
Organism: Pocillopora meandrina
Lineage: Eukaryota; Metazoa; Cnidaria; Anthozoa; Scleractinia; Pocilloporidae
Source: the annotation of a GenBank genome assembly
AUGGUAUACUGCGCGGCGUUCGAUUGUAACAACGACUCGAGGUACACAACUGGUAUAUCCUACCAUUGCUUUCCGAGGAAUGAAGCUCUACGAUCACAGUGGCUGGCAAAGAUCUCACGAGCGGAUCUGGUCGUUUCGAAAAACUUCAGGUUGUGCUCAGAACAUUUUACACCUGACUGCUACGAACGAGACUUGAAAGCAGAAAUUCUUGGUUUGAAACCCAGAUCUACGCUAAAACCAGGUGCAAUACCCACGGUUUUUUCGCAUCGGAACCAUCAAAAAGACCUCGACUUUCAUCGGAGAAACGUUCAGAAGAGAAAGUCAGAAAAGAAGUAAGUGAAUCGUGAAUUACUCUCUUGCAACUGGGUUGGGUUGUUGCAAAGCUUGGGUUGUUGCAAACUCUUGAAGCUGCUCAUCGUUUAUGCAUGAUUGAUAAAAAAUAAUGAAAGGUGAAUGCAGUUUGGGGGCAAUAGCAAUUUAUAUCUUAAGGGAUAUCACCCGAAUAGGUUCCAUUGAGAAAGAUUAAAUUUUCGCAGAAAAGUAUUUCUUCUGUGGAUAUUAUUCUUUAAAUAAUGAAUUCUUUUAACCUUCUUUACUUCUAUGUGAAUAAAAACUUAAUACAACUGGAAAUUCUAAGUUAAAACCAGUGCAGGCUUUCAACCAAAGGAGGGCAGGGUCAGGUGUUAUAUUUUCCAAGAAAAUCCCAUUGAAUCAUUGCUAUAACCAUAUAGUAGCAUAGUUUAUCUCCCAUACCUACAUUUUUCAUUCUCUCAAAGGGGUCACUAACCCAUACCAUAACAGAGUUAAUAUUUUUUCUGUCAUAGUAUAUAG